GCCAUGAAUCCCAGUCCCCGUCUCCAUUCCCAUCGUCUCCACCAUCUUUCAUGGCCAUGUCCACUUUCCUCCUCUGCCUCUCUCCGAAACCCCCUCAAAACCCCAUUUCAAGAAAGCCCAUUUCACCUCUCAAGCACCCCAGCAUUUUUAUCUCAAGGAGGCUUGGUAUUAUUUUCACUACCACUUCACUGAGCUCUGUCCUCUCCUUGGCCCUUCAAUGCCCUCAAAUCCCCCCAUCUUCUGCUGCUGAAGCAUCAUCAACUUCUUUUCUAUCAGGAAUUGCCAAUACCAAAUCUUGGUUUCAGUUCUAUGGCGAUGGAUUUGCCAUCCGGGUCCCACCUCAGUUUGAAGACAUCUUGGAGCCUGAGGAUUAUAACGCUGGACUGUCUCUGUAUGGAGAUAAGGCAAAGCCAAAGACUUUUGCUGCGCGAUUUGCAUCUCCAGAUGGAUCCGAAGUGUUAAGUGUUGUCAUUCGCCCUUCUAAUCAACUGAAGAUCACAUUCUUAGAGGCCAAAGAUGUUACUGAUUUAGGCUCCAUAAAGGAGGCUGCUAAAAUAUUUGUUCCAGGUGGAGCAACCCUUUAUUCUGCCCGCACAAUAAAAAUAAAGGAGGAUGAAGGAUUUAGGACUUACUACUUCUAUGAGUUUGGUAGCGAUGAGCAACAUGUUGCACUUGUAGCUGCUGUAAAUAGUGGAAAAGCCAUUAUUGCUGGAGCUACUGCACCACAGCACAAGUGGAAUGAUGAUGGUGUGAAGCUUCGUUCUGCUGCUGUCUCGUUGACAGUCUUAUAGCCUAUAAUCUGGUGCUAAGAUUUCUUCAUAAACCGGAUUUCCUUUUGACUAGGACAAAGAAGAUGCUACAGAUAACAGCUGAAAGUAAAUACCGACACUGUCAUCAGUCAUCUCAAGCCUUUUCAGUAAUAGGCAUUAUGAAUAAUUUCUGCUGAGGAUGCCUGUUAUAGGCAAAAACUUUCUUCUUUGCCAUAGCAGCAUGUAGGAGUAGGGAUAUAUACAUGUGUUGUAUGCAUAUGUCGAGAGAUUUACUUAAGCUGGAAAGGGGCCUAAAUUUUUUUGGUGGUUGUAGUUUCAAACAGCAAGCUGAGAAUGAUUGGUCCUUUCUUUUUUGGGUGCUGAGAUUUUUGUUAGUAGGCUAGUUAUUAUAUCUUGUCAGCUCCAAGACAUGUAAUCAACUUUUCAUGACUUCAAAUUUUCAUCUUCAUUGGUUGUUAUGUUUGCU
This is a messenger RNA of Coffea eugenioides, 1236 nucleotides long. RefSeq lists its product as uncharacterized. The record is from RefSeq and is a predicted model, not a curated record. The transcript is spliced from 7 exons. Lineage: Eukaryota; Viridiplantae; Streptophyta; Magnoliopsida; Gentianales; Rubiaceae. Gene Ontology annotation, cellular component: chloroplast. Bases 51 to 791 code for a protein of 246 amino acids.